GCCGCAUCCAUGGCGGCCAUCAACGAUGUCGCGACGUGGGCCGGACUCGUGGGAGAAGGUCCGACAUCGGCCAAGGGGAGCCUGUACACCCUCCUAGGAAUCACAGGCGCGGAGCACCCCAGGGUCCUGGGGGGGAUCCCCAUGGCCGAUUUCGACGCGAUCAUCGACCGCUGGGUCAUCGAGAACAGAGACGAAGGCCUUCGCAAGGUCAAGAUGUCCAUCGUCAUCGACCAGUCGGACGACAGUGAGGUCGAGGUCCUGGACAGCAUAAAGGUUGCGGAGGCGUACGCGCGCUACCACGCGCGCAUCGGCGCCUUCCCACCAGCAGACGAGGAGCUCUCGGCCGAGCAGCUCUCGUGUCUCCAUUCGUUACUCGAGAACGGGAGGCCCCCCUACACCGACAUGGCGGUCUGGGGACCGUCCUACCACAGGCUCCAGAAGAAGAUUCGCCUCAAGGGGUCCCGGCUGCACCCGUCAGGCACGAUCACACCCGUGGAGUUGUACGGCCCUUGCGACUACGAGACGUGGGCCGAGUGCUACGCCGCGUUCAAGACAGGGGCCCUUAUGUUCAACCAGCUCACCCCCGCGCGCCUGGACGCCUACGAGAAGCACAUCAGGCACUACCACGAGCGCUACGGGCGCGACCAGUGGGCCAUCAUCUACCAGGCGGACGUCAGGGCGCGUCUGGAGCUCAGCGAGCGGCUCCGCAGGCGCGGCCAGGAAGAAGCGUCGCGGGCCGCUGCCACCGGCAAGCUCCACGACUUCGAUCCGCGAGCUCCCUGGGAGUGGGUCUGGAAGCACCUCGUCGAGGAGAGCUCGUUCUGGCACCGCGAGGUGGAGGGGCCUUGCCUGCUCGUGCUGGCCAAGACGAAGUCCCUCGGCACAAUGCUUGAGAACGAUGCGCCCGUCGAGGGCCACCGGGGCAGCGGCGCCAGUGGACAGAGCCAGGGCGCCAACAAGAGGAAGUCCAAGGCACCGUCGCAGAGGGACAGCGCGACGCCGCCCCCGGAGAAGGUGCACCGCGUCGACGAGCAGGGUCGGUACACGCACAACCGGAAGGGCGCAAAGCUAUGCGCCGACUUCCAGAGCGGCAGGUGCCAAGAUGGCCCCAUUACCGGCGUGUGCCCGCUCCAGCCGGGGCACCGGCACCAGUGCAACAGGUGCCUCUUGCCCAAGCACGGCGGCGAGGCCUGCAAGUCGGGCGCGAAGGGCGGGGGCCGCGGUGACUCAUGCUCUAAUGUGAAGCGACGACGCCUGGCAAGGCCGGUUGGGGCCGAGUCGCUGAGUGGAGCGUUGGGAGUGUGCGCCCCAACCAGCAUAGAUGCGCUCCCCUACGCCCAGCACGAUUUCCUGCAUCUCCCGAGCGGGUUGGCCAGGGGCCAGAGACACCUGCACGUCUUCAGCGGCCGGCGCGGCCGCGCUGGCAGCUUCGGCGAGGCGGUCAGGUCGAUGGGCGGCGAAUGCGUGGAGGUGGACGUCUGCAACGGCCCCGACUUCGAUUUGCUGAAUGAGGACAUCUUCGGGGCUGUAGUCAGCCAGAUCAGGAGCGGCGAGUACCGCGGCAUAUUGCUGGAGCCGCCUGCUUUCACGAAGACGGCCACCCUGAGAACAGGCAGCGGCGCCGAGAGAUAUGGCCGGAAGCACCUCAAGCCGAGCGAGACGAAGCAGGUCAAGGAGGGCACGCUGCUCGCCUUGCGCAGCCUGUCGGUGAUGGAGGAGGCGGCGACCGUCGAGUGCCCGGCCAUCCUGGUGCAGCCGCUGCUGGAGGACGACCCCGAGGCGAUCAGCAUGCUGAAGCUGGACGAGUUCGUCGACUUCCGCGAGCGCGAGCCGACGUGCAUGCUCACGCACUCCGCGCGUCCCAGCGCAGACGGGGCCCGCGGCGACAGGAUGAUGUCACUGCUGACGACGCGAGUGGACUGCUCGGACCUGUCGCCGCGCAGCCUGCCGCGGGCCGGCCGCGAAGAGCACUCCCGCCAGGCGGCGGCCGCGCAAGCAGACGCAGUUGGUCUCAACAAGUACUUCGCCGUCAAGCUUUGCUUGGGGGCUGGCGUGCCUGCGCCGGCGGCAGCGCAGGCGGCGAGCCCGGCCGCGUUCGCGAGGACGGGCUACUGGGGCAACUGCUUGAUCAGAUUGGAGCGCGGCGCCGGGUCCAAGACAGAGCAGAUGGACUCGAUAACGGUGAAGCCGUGCAUCGACUUCAGACACUCGCUCAAGGGGCCCAGAAAACUCACGAUGGGCCACUCCAAGGAGGAGGACAACCAGAAGUACGUCGGGGGCAUGAGGCAUCCGAGGCGCAGCCCGGAGUUCAUGAAGAACUACGGGACGGUCAGCCUGAUCAUCCGUAGGAAGAUCGAUGAUUAUCUCAACGACCACCCGGUGGCGGAGCGCCAGUGUCUCGAGGCCCUCGGGAGCGAGGACUUGGGUGCAGGGCCCGACGAAAACCACCAGCGGGAGAUUCGGAACAUCAUCGGCGCUUGCGUCCACGAGGCGAACCACGAGCCCGUGCAGGGCGAGCACUGCCAGUCGAGCAUCCGGGUCGACAUCCAGGAUCCGGGUAUCUUUCCGCCGGUGCACGGGCCCGACGACCGCGACGAGGGCGACCUGACGGAAACCCCAGACGCAGAGCUGAGAAACUACACCUCGGUUGAUGGCGACCCGCACGCCGACCCGGAGGUGGAGCGGCUGAAGGCGUCGGGAUUUGUCAAGACGUUCCACAGCAGGGAGGCCGUAGAGAAAUACCUCGGCGGGCCGCCUCAGGUCAGCAAGCUGGGCAUGAUCACCAAGGUGACGAAGGCGGGCAAGACCAAGAGACGCCUCAUUUUGGACUGCCGCGAGUCUGGCGUCAAUGCCAGGGUCAAGCAGCGGCAGCGCAUCGUCCUCCCUAGGCUGACGGACGUCAUCGACGAUGCGAUGUUCCUCGCACAGAGGGCCGAGCAGCACCCGGAGAUGGAGGUCGAGUGGAUGAUCUUGGAUUUCACGGACUGGUUCUUCCACGUCCCGUUGCGGCCCUGCGAGCGGAAGUAUUUCGUCGCGCACCACAAGGGCUGCUACCUCGUGUUCGUCACGAUGGCCCAGGGCAGUUGCAACGCCCCCCUGGUAUGCGGGCGCGUGGCCGCCAUGCUGGCGAGGCUCACGCAGAGCAUGUUCUCGCCGGAGGAGUGCCGCCAGCAGCUCUACGUGGGCGAUCCGUGCACGACAGCGGUUGGCACCAGACCGCAGCGGGAUCGCAUGUUCGCCACGAUCAUUAUCGUGUGGGCCGCGCUGGGCAUAGGUCUAGCCUACAGAAAGGCCUCUCGAGGGCAUUCGGUGGAGUGGAUCGGCGCCCGACUCACGGUCGAGGACACGCCGACGGAGCAGCGCCCCGGCGCGCAGCGCAGGAAGCAGGUGCGCGCCACGGCCAAGCAGGAGAUUUUCGAUGACGUCGCGGAGCUCAUCUCCAGCUUCCGGCAGCGGAAUGUGAUUCCGAUCAAGGAGGCGCUGGCGUUCGUGGGCAAAGCCAACCACAUCGCCGGGAUCGUGGAGGCUUGGAGGCCCUUCCUGCAGGACGUGUGGGGCGCCAUCGCCAGCAAUAGGAGCGGCGCUGCCUCGAACGCCCCUGCUCGGUGCGUCUGGCGGAAGCAGAUCGAGCACGUUUUGGAAUGGCUAUCUGCAUUUUACGCUGGAUCCGCCGGCGCCCUCUGCAGGGUGCACAGGGUCGACGCCUAUUUCGGCCGAGGCUGCCAAGUAGUGAUCACCACCGACGCGUCGCCCUGGGGAUUGGGCGGCUACCUCAAGAUAGGCAACGCCAUCUUGGAGUACUUUUCGUCACCACUCACUGAAGAAGACGAAAAGCAGCUGGAUACGCCGCGCGGGGACGCAGCAGGACAGCAAGUGUGGGAGGCACUCGCAAUGCUGCAGGCCCUGCGUCUCUGGCGAGAGUUCUGGCUGUCCGAGGGCGUGACGCUCGCGGCCACAUCGGACAGCGUCAGCACGCUGACAGUGAUCAUGAAGCUUCGCAGCCGCGCCGGAGCAGCUGGGCUCGGCCAGAUCGCUAGGGAGCUAGCGCUGGACUUCGGAGACUGCGCGUACAAGCCGCGCGUGCUCGAGCACCUGCCGGGCAUCGCAAACGACACUGCGGACGAGCUUAGCCGUAGGGCGCAGCCGGGCCAUAGGCUUAAGGCCCUAGCAGUGCUGAGCGGAGCGACAGAACGGCAUCCACUGAGAGGCAGCACGUUCUGGAAGGCCACUGCCGCCGCCGCUCGGAGCGGCAUUGGGGGCGCAGAGGGGCAGCAGUAG
Prorocentrum cordatum is the source of this 4278-nucleotide messenger RNA. The record is from the annotation of a GenBank genome assembly. NCBI's taxonomy places the organism in Eukaryota, Dinophyceae, Prorocentrales, Prorocentraceae.